This is a messenger RNA of Scatophagus argus, 3591 nucleotides long. It is a transcript of the gene pdzrn4, whose product is annotated as PDZ domain containing ring finger 4. The transcript has 7 exons. Bases 33 to 2135 code for a protein of 700 amino acids. Gene Ontology annotation, molecular function: protein binding. NCBI's taxonomy places the organism in Eukaryota, Metazoa, Chordata, Actinopteri, Scatophagidae. The record is from RefSeq and is a predicted model, not a curated record.
UUUCUCCCUUUAGCUGUCAUUCCAUCCACACAAUGGAACAUGAGUUUUAUGAAUGUCCAGAGUACCUGUCCAAUAACCCAGCAGAGGUAGAGAGGACUGAAGAGUAUGAGUAUGAGGAGGUGGAGCUGUGUAGGCAGAACAGCCAGGAGAAGCUUGGCUUGACGCUGUGCUACAGGACUGAUGACGAAGAGGACACUGGCAUCUAUGUCAGCCAGGUGGAGCCAAACAGUAUAGCAGCCAGAGAUGGACGCAUCAAGGAAGGAGAUCGUAUCCUACAGAUUAAUGGCUGUGAAGUGCAAGACAGAGAGAAAGCCGUUGCCUUGCUGUCAAGUGAAGAAACAAGGACCAUCAUACUACUAGUGACAAGACCAGAAAUCCAGCUGGAGGAGGAGGUAUGGCUUGAUGAGGAGCAACAGGAACUUGUGGAAGAGCUGAAGAUGGAGAUCCUAGAGGAGAGGAGGAAGCAGAAAGAACAUAACUUUGAUAGGGAAGAUGAGCAUCAAGCUGAACAAGAGAUGACAACAGACACAGCUACCUGUUCCUCCAACAAUCAAGACAAGGACAGUGGCUUUGGACACAGUACAGACAGUCCAGAGCACCAACCCCUGCUGGCUAGACUCCACAGGAGGACCCCAGCCCACUGCCUGAGGGAUCGAUGGCGAGCAGAGCAUCAGCACACAAGAAGAGAGACUGUAGUCCCGCAGGACACCCGGGGACCAAGGACAUUGUCCAAAGGACAAGGCCAUGAAGGGGUAGUCAGUACUCACAAUGGUGGAGGUGGGAUCCUAAGUUUAGAGAAUCGCUUCCAGCAACUCUUGGAGCUCAAAUGUCAAAUCCGAAAUGGAGGUGAGUGUGGGGUGUACUCCAUUCGACACAGUAUAGAGUGUAGUCUCACUGAGCAAGGAGGAGGGGACAGAGAUGAUGUAGAUAGUGUUGGAGGAGGGAAUGGAGUAGAGCACGAAUUGAGAAUGUUAAAUGAGGAACUGCGCAGCAUUGAGCUUGAGUGUCAGAGUAUCAUGCAGGCGCAUCAGCUCCGCCAGACCCACCAGUUGGACCCCUCACAAGCCACGUCCUCACCAGGACGGAGCCCCAAAGAUGGAAAGAGACAUGGCAGGUUGGCUGACAUCCACGAAUACCCAGAGAGGUCAGACAAUGAUAAGAUCCGUGAGAAAGACAGCUCCAGUGCCUACAACACAGCAGAGAGUGCACGAUCGACACCGCUAGGAGUGGAGAGGUCUCCUGAUCAUUCUCUGCAAAGACACAUUAGCAUCACCAACCAGAAAAAUGUCAGACUGGCUUCCUCAACACCCUCCAGCCCCAUCCCUAUCCCCAAGCCCCAGGGUACACCCAGCCGUAGUAGACCUGCAGACCCAGGUCCUGUUAUCUCGAGCAGCCCAGACCAGAGCAACCCUUCCCGUUCUGAGUCAGACCCUGCCCUACCUGCAGAUGAUGAGAGGUGUGAAAAGAAAGGGAGGACCAAAGAUUCCAGAAGGGGGCUUUCCUAUGGUUCUUCGUAUCAGACAACCCCUUAUCAAGGUCAGGGGGGAUCCAGGCAACUUCAGAGCUACAUGCAGCUGCUACAACAGCACUCAUCCCUAGAGUAUUCUCAGAGCCAGCUGAGUCUGCUCAGUGUCUGUCGAGAUCCUAUGCACCGGAGUGGACGCCCUGGGGAACCUCGCCUUGAGUGGAAGGUCAAAGUUCGCGCUGAUGGCACGCGCUAUGUGGCCCGGAGGCCUGCUCGUGACCGCAUCCUAAGGGAGCGGGCGCUAAGGAUCAGAGAGGAGAGGAGCGGGGGAAUGACCACAGAUGAUGAUGCUAUGAGUGAGAUGAAGAUGGGGCGCUACUGGAGCAAAGAGGAGAGGAAGCAGCACUUGGCACGGGCCAGGGAGCAAAGGAAGAGGAGGGAGUUCAUGCAGAAGAGUCGCCUCGAGUGUCUGAAGGAGGGGCCAACCAGUGGAGCUGAGGGCAGGAAGGAGAUCAAUAUCUUAGAGCUCAGUCACAAAAAGAUGAUGAAGAAACGAAACAAAAAGAUCCUGGAUAACUGGAUGACCAUCCAGGAACUGAUGAGCCAUGGGGCAAGAGUCCCAGAGGGCUCCAAACUACAUAACGCCUUCCUAUCUGUCACGACUGUGUAGCAGACACAUACAGUACUAGAUAAACUUAAGUACCGAACACUUUUGAUAUCAGGUAGCCUGCAUUUCAGGAACUACUGCUCUAUGUAAAAAUGAAUAAAUAAAAAAAAAAAAAAAAAGAAAACUGUUUGUUAAAGUAAAAUGUCACUGCUGAGGACCUCCGUAGCAUCUCUAAGACAACUUUGUAUCUAUCACUUUAAGAAUAGCUGAAUACUCAGCAACUUUCCACUGUUUUUACACUGACAUUUUGGUAAUGCACUGGCUUCUCAUAGCAAAUGAUUUUGGUAGCAUAUUGGUUCGAAUGGAUUCUUCAGAAAGUGAAGAACCAACACAUUAACUUCAUAUAUGUUAUCUAUUGUGUCUCGAUGUCCAAUCUUCUGUUUCACUGUAUAAAAAGUGACUUCACUUGCCUCGUUCAAGGUGGCAUUUUUUUGUAAAGGGAAAAAAUAAUAUUUUUCAGACUUUGUAAACGGAGAAACUUUUUGUAAUGAUUUUUUCUACACUGAAUGUCAACAGUACUGUAAACAUUUUGCUGUAAUUUCUUGUUUCUGUUCAUAUCACCAAACUCUAAAAGUCAGAACUGACACUAUUUGAUUGUACUGUAGCCUACUUUGUAUGCCAGACCAACACAAAGAAGAACUUUGUGAAAUAUCUGUGUAUAUGUGUAUCUCAAACACUUCUUUCAUUGUGUUGAUCAUGUCACUUAAGUUAUAGUUGUCUAAAAAAUUUAGAGCAUUCAAUUUAUGCACUGGAUCAUCAUGGUAUCUCAAAAGCUCAUAUUAUUCAUGAGCUGGAAGGGCUUUGUUUGAAACAGUUUUACCUCAAGUUAUAGUCAAAACUGAUCUAUUAAGUGGUUAAAUACCUGGUUAAUUCAAACAUUGACUCAAGCCCUUGAGUCAACCCUUCCUAUAAAUGAUAAAUGUGUUAAUUAUGUUGAAAAUGUUUCAUAGAUUCAUAUUUAUAUUGUUUACUGUUAUUUCUAUUUAUUGUAAUUUAAUUUUUACAGUCCAUCUGAUAAAUGUUUUACAUUAAAUGGCUACCUUUUGAAAGGCCAACAUUUCAAGGCACUGUUGAGAAAAUGUAUAAUAUUGCAGCCUUUCAACUCAAACCUGCUGCUUAUAACUGUAAAGGUCACUGAAGAGGCCUUGGGUUCAGUAUUUGUUGAUGGUUAAAUUUGUAAGAAAACAAUAAUAAUAAUAAAAAAAGGAAAAUAAAGAUUUCACUUUUAGUCAGUUAUUACCUUUAUUGAAUUUUACUAAAAUAUAUCAACAACUAUUUUACUAUUUUAUUUCAAAUUUUCCAGGCUUUAGUGUAUGAACAAAUACAUGGAGAACUAAUGAUAUUCCCAUCAGCCAUAACCUCAUGUUAAGUACAAAUGUAAGGAGUCUAGCUUGCUAAAUUCGAGUGAUGAACUUGGUAAACAUUACAGUUCCCAAACAUCUGCACGUUAGCCUCGUCA